Messenger RNA from Peromyscus maniculatus bairdii (prairie deer mouse), 6102 nucleotides. The record is from RefSeq and is a predicted model, not a curated record. Lineage: Eukaryota; Metazoa; Chordata; Mammalia; Rodentia; Cricetidae.
GCUGGGCCCCGUCUCCACCGCCGACCAAGGGCAGCGGGCUCUGCCCGCCGCCGCUUUCUGCGACCUGGCCGUCAGCCCCACGUCGCCGGCCUGGAGGGGCAAAGAGGACGAGGGGGCCGCGGCUUCCUCCGGGGACCUCGGCUGCCUGGAUUGCCAGGAGCUGGAAGUUGACAUUGAAUCCAGGCUGAGGAUGGAAGGUGUGGAGCUGAAGGAAGAAUGGCAGGAUGAAGAUUUUCCAAUACCUUUACCAGAAGAUGACAGUAUUGAAGCAGACAUACUGGAUGUAACUGGUCCAGACAGCCAACCUGGCUCAUUAGAAGUUAAUGGAAAUAAAGUACGUAAGAAACUAAUGGCCCCAGACAUCAGCCUGACCCUGGAUCCUAGUGAAGGCUCUGUGUGGUCGGAUGAUUUGGACGAAGGUGGGGAGGUUGAUCUGGAAGGCUUAGACACCCCAUCAGAGAACAGUGAUGAAUUUGAGUGGGAAGAUGAUCUUCCCAAACCCAAAACUACUGAAGUCAUUAGGAAAGGCUCAGUUACUGAAUACACAGCCACAGAAGAAAAGGAAGAUGGACGCCGCUGGCGCAUGUUCAGAAUUGGAGAACAGGACCACAGGGUGGAUAUGAAGGCAAUCGAACCCUACAAAAAGGUUAUUAGCCAUGGAGGCUAUUAUGGGGAUGGUUUAAAUGCCAUUGUUGUGUUUGCUGUCUGUUUUAUGCCUGAAAGUGGCCAGCCUAACUAUAGAUAUCUGAUGGACAAUCUCUUUAAAUAUGUUAUUGGCACUUUAGAGCUGUUGGUAGCAGAGAACUACAUGAUCAUUUACUUAAACGGUGCGACAACUCGAAGGAAAAUGCCCAGUCUGGGAUGGCUGAGGAGAUGCUACCAGCAGAUUGACAGACGAUUACGGAAAAACCUGAAGUCUCUAAUCAUUGUCCACCCUUCUUGGUUUAUCCGAACACUUCUGGCUGUGACAAGACCGUUUAUCAGUUCAAAAUUCAGUCAGAAGAUUAGAUACGUCUUUAAUUUGGCGGAACUGGCGGAGCUCGUCCCCAUGGAGUAUGUUGGCAUACCAGAGUGCAUCAAACAGUAUGAAGAAGAAAAGUUUAAAAAGAGACAAAAAAGAAUUGAUCAAGAGCUUAAUGGCAAACAGGAACCACCAAACAGUGAGCAGUAGGUCAGCGUCCUGCCGGAUGAGACAAAGAGCGCCAGGGAGGCGGGGCUCUUGUGCUCAGUGUGCAUUCAUGGCUCCAGUUUUUACAUAAUCUGUUACAAAAUUUACUUGACUCCUUUCCAAAUGGACUCUUGUACAAGGGACUGUUCACUGCUGUAAUGGUUGGCAAUUCUUGAAUUUAGCUCUUUAAUGACUAAUUAUAUUGUAAUCAUUUUAUAUUGCUAAAUAGCAGAGAACUACACUUUAUAUAAAGCAAUUUUUGCAUUUGUUUAUUUGAAUGAUGCAUCUUCAGUAAAAUAUUUAUAUACAUAAAUGACAAAGGAAAGAAAUAAUAUAUAUUUUUUAUGUUGGGGGCAAUAUUUUUUAGUGUGUACCUAUCUCAUGGAAGAAUAUACACACGCUUUUAAAUAUAAAGUGCAUGUAAGACUUGUUUUUGUAAAUGGUUGGACACAUUUCCUGGGUAACUUAGGCUGAGUUGUCCUCAAGCAAGGACAGUUAAGCUGACACGGAGUCCCCAGGGUCGUGCACAUGAUCUAGUCAGUAGUAGCAGCCCAAGCUUCUCACUGGAAAGCACACUGCUUCUUAAUGUGGUGGAAGAGCCUGCAAGUGAAUGGCUCGCUUUCCUCUCUAAAGACGUUUUAGAACCAGAACCAGAGAUUUUGAGAAGCUGGUAGUUAGGGUUUGUAUAUAUGUAUAUAAGGGACAUUUUAUUUUACCCAAAGUCAGAACUGUUAAAAAAAGAGAGAGAAAGGAAGGGAGGAAGCUCUUAAGAUGUGUUCACUAAUGUGAAGCGAGCUGUGUCCGUGUGUGUGAAGCAGUGAGGUGGUGCAGAGCUGUGGUGAGUGUUCAGUCAGCUGCCUCUGGAGAGCAGAUGGGCUGGUAGUGAAAUGCUCUCGCGGAGCACUUUACCAGAGUACUUCCUCCUCAGUUAUUGUCACAGUGCUGUUUGACCUAAGCAGAUAGGUGGCCACAUAGCUGUUGGAUGGCAUGACAGUGCUUGCUAUACAUGGGUGAUUCUGUAAGUGUUGGAGCACCGCUGGUCUGCACUCAGGAUGACAUUUAUUGUACAUAUGUCAUGUGGUUAAGUGCUUUGACUGAACAUUGAAAUAAAAUUUAUUUGUGCCUCCAAACAGGGUUUAAUUACCUACAAAAUCAUUCUAAACAACUUCUAGUCUUGUGUCAUGAACUUGCCUGGCAUAUACAUAAACUAUGUAUCAGCUUCGUACCACACAGCCCUUCCUGUAAGCUGUUUACAAGAGUGACCUAGCAAAGCAAAAUUGAAUCAGGUGUGAUCUAAACUUAGAAGAUUAUUCCCUCCCGUACUGAACACCUGACCUUCACUAGUGUCAGGUUUUAGUGUUACGCUUCUAUUGCAAAAGGGAACUUUUCUUUAUUUCUUUGUCCUUUGCAGGCAUAAAUUUGACCUGCUAAGUUAAAACCAGUUACGGUCAAGCUGGAGGACUCUGGGUAGAACAUCCUCACAACCUCCCAGCUUGGAUCCAGCUCUCCACGCAGAUCCUGUAUUAGUGUCAUUGCAGUAAAUGGAGCCAAACCCAUUUUAUUUGUGUCGGUGAAGGAAGCUUUAGGAGUACUGUGUAGAGCCAGGCGUGGUGGCAUCCCUCGUUAAUCCCAGCCCUUAGGAAGCAGAGGUCCACAGAGCUCAGAGUUUAAGGCCAGCCUGGGCUAUAGAGCUCUGUAGAUCCUUCUGAACUUAGCCCAAGAAUCGCGCACGAGGAGCUUGUAGAAGGUCUCAUCUGUCUCAACUCAGAGUAGACUGAGCUUUGUCUUUGCUUUGCCACAUUAAGUGCUAAGUGCUUGGACCUUUAGUUUCAAAAUACAGACAGUGGCUACAGCUUUUUGUUGUGUUUACUUUUUUCAGAAGUGAUUUUUUUUUCUGUAAAAUUUUAAAAAGAAGUAGCCCAUAUUCAGUUAGAACAUUUAAGUUCAAAGGACUGGAGAGCUGGCUCAGUGAUGGAAAGAACACUUCCAGGUUUAGUUCCCAACACCCAUAGCAGGCAGUUCAUGCCUACCCAUAACUCCAGCUGGUGGGAUUCGAUGCACUCUCUGGCCUCUGGGCACCUGUAUACCAUGGUAACACACACACACACACACAACUCAAUCUUUUUAAAAUGAAUAAAAUUCAGAAGGGACAGCCAAGUAUCAUGGCACAUGCCUUGAAUCCCAGCACUAGAGUCUGAGACAGGAGAUUCUAAGUUUGAGGUCCAUCUAGGCUACAUAGCAAGCCCUCAACUCAAGGAAUAAAAGGGAUCAGCGCUAACGCUUGAAUUAUGGGGAAAACUGCUUUAACCUGCACUCGAAUGACAUGUGGUGCAGGGGUGCGCCCACCCUAAAUGUAAAUGCCUGUGAGACUGGGUUGCUAACUAGUCUGCUAGAGGAAGAGCCAUAGUCAGUUGAUUUUUAAUUGGUAACAAUAGAACAUCCUCCUGCUUCAUUGUAUUCUAAUCUCCAUUACUAAUUGAGUUGCAAGUGCAUAGAGUAAUUCUUUGACUUUGUGCUGGGGUCAUGGAUAAACUUAACAGGUUUAAUUUAUGUUUUUAUUACCAUCUUUGUUGCACUUUGGCUCCAAUUGCUCCUUUUUUUAUCCAAAGUUUUUCUUAGAAGAUAAUGUAAUUCUGUGUUGAGCUUGAUUGUGUGCCUGAAAAAGCACCAAGGGAAACUGUGAUGUCCCUACAUAUUGAAGCCUUUAACUCAGGAGGCAAGAGGUGUGCUGAGCAGAGUUAGAAGAUAAAAUGAGAAAAAGGCCAUUAUAAACAAAGACUUGGUUAUUAGCUACAUGCCACCGAAAGUGUCCCUCUUAAGGGAAGUACUCUGUAUGGCAGCGGGUGGUUCCAUUUCCUGUACCCACAAGGAAAAGUAGAGGUCACAGAAGGUGUGGCUUGAAAAGGAAGCUGCAGAUGGCACUUGUGAUGACAAUCUUGUUCUUUCUUCAGAUAGAAGUGGGUCUGAAUGGUGGCAGAGUAGCUACAGGGUCCAAGUUGAGACGCUUACUGCCUUCCACAGUUGGUAAACAUUAAUGUUGGCUUCUGUGCCAAGUGUCCCAAUUUAGUGUCACCAGCUCCUUGACAGUAUUCUUCCAGAGGACUUACGUCACAUCACUGCAGCCAUUCAUGUGAGUGCUCAGGGAAUUUGAAGAGGCAAUCUCACGUAGAAGUGUUCGUUCUUUGCAGUGAACUAUUCAGUUGAGAAUUCGCACUAGGAUACUUUAGUAGAGCAGGCCAGUUUCUUGAUAGAAUUGGUAGAUCUGCAUGAGAGGAAGCAUUGGCCUUCCUUUUCCUGUGUUAUAAGUAGAAAAUUGUUGCCAAGUGGUGGUGGUGGUGGUGGUGGUGGUGGUGGUGGUGGUGGUGGUGGUGGUGGUGGUGGUGGCCUUAAAUGCCAGCAGUCUGGGAGGCAGAGGCAGGCAGAUCUCUGAGUUCAAGACCAGCCUGGUCCUCGGAGCAAGUUCCAGGGCUACACAGAAAAACCCUGUCUCAAAAAGACCAAAAAGGGGGGCGGUUGGGGGUAGAAAAUUGUUACCAGUGUUAAAUGAGAUUUGCAGAGACAGUUGACUGCGGAGGUGGCCACCCCAUCUGCUUUGGUUUUGUCCUCUGUGUCUCCCUCCACUCGUCCCCUGGCCCCCGUUUUAUUUAGAUAUUUCAGAAAUGGAUCUAUCAAAUCUCAGAGGGCUGAUAUAGGAGGAGUCUGAACACUUCCAGGCUGAUACUCGUGCUAGUGAGUUUAUCUUGUCCUAGGGGAUGGGAAUUGUGUAGGGAGUUGCUGAGACCACGAAGAACUGGGGCAGCAGCAGCAGCAGCAGGGCACUGUCUGCCCAGUGUUCUAAGCUAGUACAGAAUGACCGGUCGGAGGAGCCCUUCACUCUCAGCUCCCCUUCUGAGAGUCUCAGUGAAUUCAGAAUCAGGUCGGCAGAAGCCAAAUAAUGGAGCUUUAAAGUCCUGAACAGGAACAGGAACAAAACAGUAUGGAACAACAGUAAGGGAUGACUACCAUUUGAGUAGGACAUUUUAUUGCAAUUAUAAAUAAUAUGUAAUGCUUGUGGAACCAAAUUUAAAAUGCUAUGAAAAGCUCACAUGCAGCACUUGAAAUCAAGUACUAGAUGAGUUUUCAGGCCAAGCUUGAUGGCAUGUGCCUGUGAGGCCAGUACUCUGGAGGCUAAGCAGGGAGGAUUGGGAGUUUGGGGCCAGCCUGGAUUGCUUAGCAAGUUCAGGACAACCUGGCGGGUGUACACAGUGAGACCUGCCCUGGGGGUAGGACGGGGUGGGGUGGAGUAACAUUUGGUGCAUUCAAAUUAGUAAAAACUGAUACUAAGGUAUUUGCUUCAGAUAGCUGUCUAAAAGACUCCUACAGUAGUUUAAAACUUUGGGAUUUGAAGUUUUUAUGUAUUUGUAUAUCCAGUUUGACAAGAACUUGAUAACUGUCAGCUACUCCAUUGGACCUUUGUAUACAGAAUUGCAAAAGGUUAAUGUCCUCCUGAGAACUGCUUCAUAUUUCCUUACAGAAACCUAACUAGUAAAUAUUGACGUUCAGGGCUGCUGGCUUUCACAGCCUUGGGGUGCUGUUCACACACACACACACACACACACACAAUUCAGAGUUCAUCAGACACUAUUGCACUUUGAUUUAUACUUCAAAAGUAUUUUUAUAACAAGCUCACAUGUUGUCAUUUAGACAAAGUUAACUCGCUGUGACCUUUUUUGCUGUUCUUAAAUUGUAUUUAACUAGUCUAGUACUGUCAUUUCAGUGAGAAUUCAGUUUGAUUGUCUGCAGGAUACAGGUUGUAGUUCUAGUCAGUGAGCAGCCCCUGAUCAGCAAAAUGUGCUGUUUUCUCUUCUUUUGACUUGUUAUGAAUACAGUGGUGUGUCCUAAUUUGUUGCACGUAUUACUACAACAAUGCAUUUUAAUAAACUAGUUGGAAUAUA